AUGAAUUGCUUAAGCUGGAACUGCCGGGGGCUUGGGAACCACCGGCGAGUUCGCGAGCUUUCAGAAUUAGUGAAGGCGAAAGGUCCCAGGGUGAUCUUCUUGAUGGAAACCAGGAAGAAAAAGUCAUAUUUGGAGAGAUUGAGAUGUCGGUUGAAGUACGAUAAUAUGUUCAUCGUCCCAAGGAGGAAUUUAGGGGGUGGGCUGGCUUUGCUAUGGAAUAAUGAUCUUAACUUGCAUAUUAGGACGUUCUCGCCGCGACAUAUCGAUGCUGUGGUAAAUCCAGGAAUUGAUGACGCCUGGCGCUUUACGGGGUUCUACGGAGCUCCUGAAGCGGCCAACCGGGAAGAUUCUUGGUCAGUGUUGCGACACCUCGGCGCCCAGUUUGCCUUGCCUUGGGUGUGUAUCGGGGAUUUUAAUGAAAUCACAAGAGUGGACGAGAAAUCGGGAGGGGCUAUUCGUCCAGAGAAACAGAUGCAAGACUUCAGAGAUUGUUUGGAUGUUUGUGGUCUUAAGGACCUGGGUUUUUCGGGUCUGCCUUUUACUUGGUGUAAUAGAAGAUACAAUGAAGCUUUAGUUUGGGUUCGCCUAGAUAGAGCGGUGGCUACAGCAGAUUGGAUUCUCAAAUUCCCCACGGCUCGCCUUCAUCAUUUGCCAGGUUCGUCCUUGGAUCACAAACCUUUAUGGCUGGUUUCUGAUGAUCUCCAAACCCGAUUUAAUCGAGCUAAAAAACCGUUUAGGUUUGAGGCCAUGUGGCUCAAUGACGAGCGUUGCGAGGGUGUGGUUCACUCUGUUUGGGAUAGGAAUACAGGCGGAGACCCAGUGAGUAAGGUAAUGAGUAAGGUUGGGGAGUGUCAAACCCAACUUAAACUUUGGGACAAAAACGUUUUUGGGAAUGUUCGCAAGGCUUUGGCUAGAAAUAGAAAGCUCCUGGUUAUAGCAGAAGGUGAUUCCAUGGCUGGAAAGAAUCAUGCUCGGGUUAAACGCCUCUCUGAGGAAAUAUCUAGGCUAAUGGACUGCGAAGAACGAAUGUGGAGUCAGAGGUCUAAAACAGAGUGGCUAAGAUACGGAGACCAAAAUACUAAGUAUUUCCACUGUCGAGCAACUGAGAGAAAUAAAAAGAAUUUUAUCUCAGGGCUGGAAAAUGCUCAUGGGGAGUGGAUUGAGGGGGAGGAGCAGAUUGGGGAGAUGUUAACUAGUUACUACUCAAAUCUUUUUACCACAGUUAACCCAACUGAGUUGGAAUCAGUCCUCAGAGGAGUGCAACCAAGGGUGUCCGAAGCGAUGAAUUUGGAACUGCUAAAACCUUUCAGAAUGGAGGAGGUUCACAUUGCUCUCAAGCAAAUGAAACCGGAUACUGCCCCUGGUCCAGACGGUUUCCCACCUUUAUUCUAUAAGAAUUUCUGGGAGAAGGUGGGUGCAGAGGUGUCGGAAGCAGUCCUUUCAGUGCUAAACUCUGGUACCCUUCCUCCUCAUCUAAACCACACUUUCAUUUCUUUGAUUCCAAAAAUCAAAAGCCCCAGGAAAGUUACUGAAUUCCGGCCGAUCAGCUUGUGUAAUGUGUUAUAUAAAUUAAUUGCAAAAGUAUUGGCAAACCGGUUAAAACCCAUGCUGCCUACUCUGAUCUCUGAGUCUCAAAGCGCCUUUAUGUCCGAGAGGCUUAUUACAGACAAUAUUCUCAUUGCACAUGAGACUCUGCAUUACUUGAAGACUAAAAGAACGAGUAAGAUGGGUUUUAUGUCCAUGAAGCUUGACAUGUCCAAAGCUUACGACCGAGUCGAAUGGAUCUAUUUAGAAAAGAUCAUGGAGAAAAUGGGAUUUAACUGCAAAUGGAUCAACCUAAUUGCUAUGUGUAUCCGGUCUGUGACGUAUUCAAUUAUGCUUAACGGUCAACCCCACGGCUUGAUUGCUCCAACCAGGGGGCUGCGUCAAGGCGAUCCAUUAUCGCCUUACCUUUUCCUGCUAGUGACGGAGGGUUUACAUGCUCUGUUUGAAGAAGCUAAGGACAGUGGAGAAAUUAGGGGUGUCUCUCUAUGCCCGAUGGGUCCGCGGAUUUCUCAUCUACUGUUUGCAGACGAUAGUUUAGUCUUUUGUAGAGCCACAGUUGCAGAAAGUGUAAAGAUUCAAUCCAUUCUCUACAGAUACGAGCAUGCUUCUGGACAGAGCAUUAACAAAGGCAAGACAAAUCUUUUUUUCAGUUCAAAUACACACCCGGAGGUUCAAGCAGCCAUAAAAGCUUUCCUGGGUUUACCGGUAACUUCGAGAUUUGAACAAUAUUUGGGAUUGCCGUCCUUAGUGGGCAGAUCAAAGAAGAAGUCUUUUAGUCUCAUCAAAGAAAGGAUUUGGAAGAAGUUGAAGGGGUGGAAAGAGAGGCUCUUAUCGCAGGCUGGCCGCGAAAUUCUUGUCAAGGCCGUCAUCCAAGCGAUCCCUAUCUUCACUAUGUCCUGUUUUAGGUUGCCAAAAGGUCUGAUCAGAGAAAUUGAGACCCUAAUAAGAAAAUUCUGGUGGGGUUAUAGAGGGGACCAAAAGAAGAUACAUUGGAUUAGUUGGGAAAAAUUAUGUCAACCCAAGAAGGAGGGUGGGAUGGGCUUCAAAGAGUUAAUCAAGUUCAAUGAUUCUAUGCUUGCAAAACAGAUUUGGAGACUCGGGAGUAAUGAGGGGUGUCUUUUCCAUAGAGUGCUCAAGGCCAAGUUCUUUCCCAACUGUUCGGUCUUUGACUGUGAGGUUUCUACGAAGGGUUCAUACGCUUGGAAAAGCAUUGUACAGGCUAGGCACGUUAUGGAUUUGGGCUCGGUUUGGAGAAUAGGAGACGGGAAAUCAGUUAAGAUCAGGGGAGAUAGGUGGCUCCCCCAAAAUACAGCCCCAAAAAUAGUGUCCCCAAUCUCUGUCUUGCCUCCCGGGUCAAUGGUUUGCGACCUCAUUAAUCAAGACGAGCAUCAGUGGAAAUCUGAUUUGAUCGCACGAGAAUUUUUACCCCAUGAAGCCAACAUAAUAAAAGGCAUCCCCCUAAGUGACCGAAAUAUCCCAGAUAAACAGGUGUGGCAAGCCUCAUCACAUGGAGUCUAUACAACUCGGUCUGCUUACAAGUUGCUGGCUUCAGCGAAGAGGAAUAAUAUCCCAACAUGCUCUACAAACAGAAGAUCUAGUAAAAUUUGGCAGGGCAUUUGGAGUUUGCAGGUACCGUACAAGGUUCGUCACUUUAUUUGGAGGGCAGCAAAUGAAGCUCUUCCAACCUUGUACAAUCUGCAGAGAAGGAGGGUGGUUCAAACCGCUUACUGCCAAAAUUGUAAGGCUGCUUGUGAGGAUACAGUACACGCAUUAUGGGGCUGUCACAGGCUGGUGGUGGUUUGGGAGAAGGAUGCGGAGCUAUUGAAGUGUUCAAGAUUUAAGUACUCUGUUUUUGCUGAUUUACUGGAGUUGUUCUUCUCUCUAAGGGACCGAAUUGAUGUAAAUCUAUUAUGCAUAAUUAUGUGGUUAGUCUGGAACAGAAGAAACUCGGCUAGAGUCGGGGACUCAGUGGUGGAGCUCCAUCAUAUUCGGGCUAAGGCAGAGGUGUUCUUGCUGGACUUUCAAUCGGCCCAGGGGCCUGUGCAUCGGUUGCCAACUGCUUGUACUAGUGCAGUUAGGUGGAGGGCCCCCAACUCCCCACUCUUCAAAAUUAAUUUUGAUGGAGCGCUCUUUAGUGAUCUCCGGGCUGCUGGCUUAGGCGUGGUGAUUCGUGACUCGCGCGGGCUGGUGGUGGGAGCAUUGGUUGAACGCAUUCCAAUUCCAAUGUCUGCUGCUACGGUGGAAGCUCUUGCGUGUCGCUGUGCCCUUCACUUUGCAAAAGAGUUCGGUAUUAGUGAGUUCGUUUGUGAAGGUGACGCAGAAGUUAUCAUUAGAGCAUUACUGGCUAAGGAGGUGGUUCAUCCUGAAUUCAGACAUGUGUUGCAGGACGCCCUUGUUUUAGCAGAUAGUUUUCGAGCUUGUAAUUUUGCUCACAUUAAACGUGUAGGUAACUCGGUUGCCCAUUUUCUUGCUAGACAUGCCAAGUUUGGCAAUGAGCUACAGGUUUGGCGUGAGGCCAUUCCUGAGGACAUAGCUCCCCUUGUAAUGAGGGACUUUUUGUAA
Messenger RNA from Quercus robur (English oak), 4107 nucleotides. RefSeq lists its product as uncharacterized. Lineage: Eukaryota; Viridiplantae; Streptophyta; Magnoliopsida; Fagales; Fagaceae. The record is from RefSeq and is a predicted model, not a curated record. The coding region runs from base 1 to 4107 and encodes 1368 amino acids. The transcript has a single exon. Gene Ontology annotation, molecular function: RNA-DNA hybrid ribonuclease activity; nucleic acid binding.